AUGGCGUCCACGGCGUCCCCCGCGCCGCGCGCGCCGCGCACUCCCGGCCGCGUCGGCGACGACGACGACGACGCGUCGCCGUCGCCGCCGUCGUCGCGCCCGCGCCCCGUCGGAGAUGGCCCCACGCCCGAGCGCGCGGUGAAGGUUUUAGACGACGCGCUCGACCUCGAGGGGAAAGCGGUCAAGGCCGCGAUGGACAGACUCCAGCGAUGCGUCGCGCGGACGCCCGCGUACGACGCCGAGAUCACGUCGCGCGAGGGCGACGCCGCGGCGCUCAAGCGCUCGCGCGGGUACAAGAGCCCGUACCACGACGCGCAUCACGCGACGCUCGUGGCGGCGUCGUCCGCGCUCCGCCGAGCGCUCGAGUCGUCCGAUGGCGUCUCGGGCGCGGACGCGACGACGCUCGUGAACGACGCGCUCUUCAUGAUCGAAGGCGCCGCGAAGGACGCGCUGCGGCGCGACCAGGGCGAGCGCGCGAUCCUCUGGGAGUGCGCCAAGGAGAUGAAGGACCGACGCGACGAGGCGCGCGCGGCGGCGAGAGAGCUCGUGCUCGCGUUCGCGAAGGAGCGGCAAGGGGUCGGAUUCCGAGAACGGCUGCGGCUCCGCGACGAGGUCCAACGCGCGAAGGACGAAGCGCGCGCGGAGCACGAGAAGGAUAAAGCGCGCGUGAUGGAAGAACUCCGCGCGAUGGCGGAGGAGCUGAACGUCAUGCAGCAGCAGAUGGGCGCGUCGAGGGACGCGGACGCGGUGAUCGUCCGCCAGCUGAACGAGUUGCUCGCCUCGGAGCGUCGGAAACGCUACGACGACGGCCGCGAAUACGAAAACGCUCGGCUGAACAUGAAAUCGCGCGCGGAGAAGGCUGAGCUCGAGUGCGCGAAGCUCGGCGCGUUGAUUCGCGUGCACAAGCAAGACGCGGAGGCGACGCAGAGAGACCUCGAGAAGAAGAUCGUCGAGUCGGCGGCGACGGCGAGGCAAGCCGUCUCGCACGUCGCGCACGCGAGAAAACAGCUGCAGACGCAAAAGCGGAAGAGCCUGCGCGAGUGCGCGUUUCGCCUGUGGAAAGGGCACGUCAAGAUGGUCCGGGCGAUUCGAAAGGUGCGUCAGGACGGGGACACGACGAUCGUGACGAUUAAGACUGGGUACGAGCGGCAGAUGGAGAAGCUCCGAGAGGAGAAGAACAAGGCGCGUUUCUCAUGUUUAACGUUUCACCCAGACAAAGCCGGCGGCGGCGCGGCGGAGACGCUCGACGACGCCGCGCGCGACCGCGCGGCGAAGAUCGCGAAGAAGGAACAGCGAGACCGCGCCGCUUUGGACGCGGCGGCGAACGCGGCGGCGGACCCGUGGUCGUUCCUGGGCGACGUCGCCGCGUCCGCAGCGACGGCGGACGGCGCCGGCGGUUUCGGCGCAGCCGCGAGCGGAGAAGAGACCGUCGCGGAGAGACGCGCGCGGGAGGACGCCGCCGUCGCGGCCGCGGAGGAGACGCUCACGCUGUUGGAUAACUUCUACGCGCGCGCGGCGAGCGACGCCGCCGCGAGAGGGGUCAUGGACGGCACGGACUGGCACCCGGAGAUCGUGCUCGGCCCCGGCGGGGUCGCCCUGGACGUGCCGACGCCCGCGGGGGCGCCGCCGCCGCCGGCGACGAUCGACGCGUCGGCGUUCGCGCCGCCGUCGCCGGAUGUGGACGACGCCGCGCGCGGCGGCGCGGUGGACAGCAUCAUCGACGCGACGCCGACGCCGACGACGAAAGCGACCGCGGAGGCGACGCGAGCGCCGCGCGCGGCGAGCCCGGAGGAGGCGCCGCGCGACGCGACGCGCGCGCCCGUGCCGACGCGAGAGGGGGGCGAUGCCGACGCCGACGCCGCGGAGGAGCCGAAGGAGCCCAUCGGGGAUCAAGCGCCGACGGCUCCGGUGGCGACGAUUCCGACGACGCGCGCGGCGGCGGCGACGGACCCCCGCCCCGCGCGCGGCGGCGGCGGCGGCGGCGGCGGCGGCGGCGGCGGGCUCGCGUCUCUCGGGGCCGUCCCCCCCGCGCCGACGCCGGCGACGCGCGGCGGCACGGAGACAUCGAGCGCGCACGUUCCAUCCGUGCGCGCGGUGGAGGAGCGCGACUCGAUGCCGCCGCCGCCGCCGCGGCCGCCGCGCGCGCGCUCCGAGAUUGAACCCGCGACGACGACGACGAUCGAGCCGGAGAGAAGCGAGAGGAGCGACGUUCGGGCGUCCUCGGAGGGGGGCGCGAACGUGCGGAGCAGCAUGAUGAGCGUCAUGACGGACAUGACGACGUACAGCGAAACGUUCGAGAACGAGAGCGAGGACAUCGACUGGGCGGACGCGGACAUGGACCUGGAUCUGCCAUGA
Messenger RNA from Micromonas pusilla CCMP1545, 2355 nucleotides. RefSeq lists its product as uncharacterized. The transcript is spliced from 2 exons. The coding region runs from base 1 to 2355 and encodes 784 amino acids. The record is from RefSeq and is a predicted model, not a curated record. NCBI's taxonomy places the organism in Eukaryota, Viridiplantae, Chlorophyta, Mamiellophyceae, Mamiellales, Mamiellaceae.